AUGGCACUGCGGCCGACGGGCAGCUACCAGGCCGUCACCCUCGUUGUGUUCCUGCUUUCUUUCCCCAUCAACGUCUUGUUCAAAACAUGGGCAGUGGUUGCGACCAUCCUCCUCUGCCAGCGCCAGGCCGACGAUGCAUCGACAGGCGGCAGUGCCACAGGCACCGAUGGACCCAAUCCCGGCAUCCUGGCCGCUGCAAGAGGCGCGCUGCGCACGCUGCGCUCCCUGCGCCCCGACAUCGCCCGCCUCUGGCGCCCCGUCUUUAGCGUGGAGCUGCUGGUCGCCGCGGCGGUGGUCCCCCUGCAGUUUGCCUCCCUCCUGGUCGUCACCCUGCCCCUCACCCUGCCCCUCAUCCUGGACCUCCAGGCCGCCACGCCGGCGGUGAUCUUCGAGGGCCAGCGCGGCUGGGCCGCGGUGGUCCGUUCGCGGGCCCUCAUCAAGCGCAUCCGCUGGUCGCUGGCGGUGCCGUUUGUGAUCACCGUGGUCGCGCAGCGGCUGGCCCAGAGGGGCCGGGAAUGGGUCCUGGGCAGGCUGCCACCCAGGUUCUACACCGAGCUCGUGGAGAUCCCCGUCGUCGUGUUUCUGGCUGGGACCCUGCUCUCCCUCCUGCUCAUGAGGUACGAUGACGCCCCGGGGUUGCAAGACGUGUUGCCCUACGUUGCGUACUUUGAGGCCAAGGCCUCGGAAGAACUUGAGAGCGAUGGGAUGGUGGAGAAGCCUGGCCCAGAGCAGAGCCAGGCGACUGCCUAA
Auxenochlorella protothecoides is the source of this 750-nucleotide messenger RNA. RefSeq lists its product as hypothetical. NCBI's taxonomy places the organism in Eukaryota, Viridiplantae, Chlorophyta, Trebouxiophyceae, Chlorellales, Chlorellaceae. Bases 1 to 750 code for a protein of 249 amino acids. The transcript has 5 exons. The record is from RefSeq and is a predicted model, not a curated record.